Messenger RNA from Lindgomyces ingoldianus, 891 nucleotides. RefSeq lists its product as uncharacterized. The transcript is spliced from 2 exons. Gene Ontology annotation, molecular function: 2 iron, 2 sulfur cluster binding; 4 iron, 4 sulfur cluster binding; iron ion binding. Bases 1 to 891 code for a protein of 296 amino acids. The record is from RefSeq and is a predicted model, not a curated record. Lineage: Eukaryota; Fungi; Ascomycota; Dothideomycetes; Pleosporales; Lindgomycetaceae. Gene Ontology annotation, biological process: iron-sulfur cluster assembly. Gene Ontology annotation, cellular component: mitochondrion.
AUGUGGGGGGAAUGGGGAAAGGGGAAAGUGCGGGAGAAAGGAAAGCGGGGCAAUCGCGGGGAUUCCAAACUCUUUGGCGCUUAUGUAACUUUCUGCCCUAAGGUGCCGCCUUUGAUCGCUAAUGGUUUUGACAUUCACUCUUUCGUAACUGAACACCAUCUAGCCAUUUUCAAUAUGGCAUCCGCAUCAACGGCAUGUAUAUCGUGUCUGCGGAGAGUACGGGCAGCGACAUCAAAGAAUACAUUUCCUUCUCCGCAUCUUCUCCGCAUCCAUCAAUCGCGAGCAUUCCGGAUAUCUACCGCCGCCACACCACACCAACCCCUCUUCCUCGACUUCCUCGCUCCUUCUAUCCUCACGCUUCCCCAGAAGUCAUCUAUGGCAAUUUCAUCGCCGUUGAUAUCAUUUAGACGAACUCAAUUCCCCCGAUUCGUCACCACCGCCGCCCAUUCCACAAAGCCCGCCGCCGAAUCUGCACCCCCGCAGCAAACCACCCCAGCCCGCGCGAUCCAAAACCCUCGGACCUCCGAAAAUGGAACAUCCAUGCUUAUCUCCCUCACGCCGCGUGCCUCCUCCCGCCUUUCAGCCAUCGCUAUGACUGACAACAACCCCAACCUGGCUCUCCGUGUCACCGUCGAAAGUGGCGGAUGUCAUGGAUUUCAAUACCUGAUGUCGUUAGUCGACCUUUCCACCUCUCCGCCAACAGAGGAAGAUACUGUCUUUGAGGGAGACAAGGCGGCGAAAGUUGUGAUUGAUGAACCAAGUCUAGAACUUUUGAAUGGGAGCACGAUUGAUUAUACUAUGGAGUUGAUUGGGAGCCAGUUCAAGGUCACGGGAAUCCCAGGGGCCACGAGUAGUUGUGGGUGUGGGUCAAGUUUUGACAUUAAGAUUUAA